Messenger RNA from Penaeus vannamei (Pacific white shrimp), 1790 nucleotides. NCBI's taxonomy places the organism in Eukaryota, Metazoa, Arthropoda, Malacostraca, Decapoda, Penaeidae. The record is from RefSeq and is a predicted model, not a curated record.
AAAGUUGGACUUAUGCAUGUUCGUGAUAAAACAAAUGAUGCUGAGAGAUACAGUGAAUUGAACUAGACACAGGCAGAUCCAUGACUGGAUAUCACCGCUCAGAGUCUAUCGCAUCCGUCUCGGGGUUGAGCCCCAGCAUAAAGGAAGUCACGAAAAUCAAACCGUGCUUUCCCCACGACGGCUUCCCUCCUCAUAUGAAUCCGAAAACUGGGCAGGGGAAGCACGUGAAAGGGCACCCCAGUAUGCGAGGGAGGGCUGGGGCCUCCGCUCUCCCACCAGCCCGGGGAGCGGAGAGCCCCAUGCUACCAGGCCCUACCUCUUCUGUGCCUUCUACGGCACCUGCAACACCUGUGACACCUGUGGCUGCCCCUCCACAUCAGCACCGCCUCCCCCGAAGUAAACGGAAACAUACAGUAGUCUUUAAGUAUUGUGAGGAGAUGAAUGAACUGAACGAGGCAGCUAACAACCGACCUCGAAGCGCCCUCAUACACUCGAUCCAGCAGGAGAACAGACACAUCAGACAACUGCAGCAGGAAAACAAAGAACUCCGGCUUGCUCUCGAAGAACAUCAGAACGUCAUGGAACUGAUAAUGUCAAAGUACAGGCAACAGGUAGCUAAGCUAGUGAGUGUCAACAAGAAGCAAAUGCAGCCCAAUACCCAGGACCAAGCCAAGCUAGCAGCACAGAUUGAAAGGGUCAGCGAGAUGGUUGCAGUGAUGAGGAAGGCUGCCUCGCUGGGUGAUGAUGAGUGCCAACAACAACAGAGAUUAAUUUCAGCCCUGGCAACAGAAAACAAGGGUUUACGAGAGAUGCUCAGCAUAGCUAACCGGUCGGGAUCUAUUCAGCCAGCCACCACAGCUGUGGAUGCAGAGACACAAACAGACCACGAUUUGUCAAAGGUAGAGGAAGAUAGGGAGGAGGAGGAGGAGGAAGACGAGACCCCUACGCAAGCAGACUCCUCAAACCUAAAUACCACCCAAAUUGAGCAGAAAUCAGCGGAAACAGAAGGGACUUCGGCAUCGUGAUAAAGCCCAAGGCCUCGUUAGAUCAUAGUCUUGCCUUCCUUCCUCUGUUCUCAGAGUUCAGAAGAGAAAAUAAAAAGGAAACGGAUGAGAAGUGUUGUGGUUCUGUAUUUAGUGUUGAUUUGGGAGGGAUUACAGAGUUACUGGGGAGAGGAGCUGACUCCAGUAAGCAGAAUAACUACUUACAUGGUGAUUAAUGGGUUAUUUAAGAACCCGAUUUGGCUGGUGACCCCCAAAUGACAGCCAUAUUCGCUUGCAGUGAUCCAAGUUAUCGGGUGGAUUUGUGUGGCGUGUUGAUGCAAGUGAUUUAAUUUAAUGACAGUCUGACGAGAAUGCAAGGUGAGACGGAUGAUGAUUUAAGGAUAUGCAUUUUUUUCCAUUGCCUUUGAAAAGUGGCUCAUAAAGUAUGUAAGUUAAAAAGGGGAAUGAUUUUGGGUUUUGUAAGAAAAAAAUAUAAAUGAAGAAUAGUUCUGAUAUGAUCCCAAGACUUAAGUUAUUUACAAAGCUGGUUAUGAUCAUUGUGUGUAUUAAAGCAAAAGGCGGUGAUGCAUUACAACAUUAAACAGGAAAAUGAAAAAGAUUAUUUGUAGUGGGAUCAAACUGAUUUUCUUAUAUGAUUAGUAGUUACCUGUGAAUAUAUUUUUUUUUUCAUUAAUUUUUGAUUUUGAUAAUUCACCAUCAAGAUUUACAGCUUCCUGUCUAUUAAGAUCAUCUGAAACUAGAUGUGAUUUAUGAGGGUCCGCAACCUCAUUUUAGUCAUGUGGCUAU